Oncorhynchus mykiss (rainbow trout) is the source of this 3380-nucleotide messenger RNA. Lineage: Eukaryota; Metazoa; Chordata; Actinopteri; Salmoniformes; Salmonidae. The record is from RefSeq and is a predicted model, not a curated record.
CCAGGCUGUAUCACAUCCGGCGGUGAUUUUUGAGUGCCAGAGGUGCGGCGCACAAUUAGCCCAGCUUCGUCCGGGUUUGGCCGUCGUUGUAAAUAACAAUUUGUUCUUAACGAACUUACCUAGUUAAGUAAAGGUUAAAUAAAACAAAACAUUUAAAACAAUACUCUGGUGUCUGAAGUCAGGAACUUGAGAGAAACACAGCGGGGACGGUUUGGUUUCCACUAGUUACCACAACUACAAAGUGCAAAAUAAAAAAAAUCGUCAAUGUAUAUUAACAAAAAAAUAGCUUUUGGUCUUAAUUGAUGGUUAGAGUUAAGCAUAAGGUUAACAUUGUGCUUAUGGUGAGGUUUAAAAUCCAAUUUUAAGAAGCUACAUUUAAGAAAAGGGCGGAGUUUAUAACUCUGUGGCUGUGGUAACUGGUGACGACCGACUACUGAGACAACAACAACACAAGUCUGACUUUUACAUCGGAUUCAACCUAUUCUGACAGGCCAAAGCCAACAACAUCAGCGAAUGUGUGCUUUCAUUCUCAUGCUGAUUGAUAGAUGACACGCGUCGAAUAGUAGGUGCUACAGCCUGACUACCCAUACUGCCCUAGUCCCCAGUGUCAGCCUGACUACCCAUACUGCCCUAGUCCCCAGUGUCAGCCUGACUACCCAUACUGCCCUGGUCCCCAGUGUCAGCCUGACUACCCAUACUGCCCUGGUCCCCAGUGUCAGCCUGACUACCCAUACUGCCCUGGUCCCCAGUGUCAGCCUGACUACCCAUACUGCCCUAGUCCCCAGUGUCAGCCUGACUACCCAUACUGCCCUAGUCCCCAGUGUCAGCCUGACUACCCAUACUGCCCUAGUCCCCAGUGUCAGCCUGACUACCCAUACUGCCCUGGUCCCCAGUGUCAGCCUGACUACCCAUACUGCCCUAGUCCCCAGUGUCAGCCUGACUACCCAUAUUGCCCUGGUCCCCAGUGUCAGCCUGACUACCCAUACUGUCCUGGUCCCCAGUGUCGCCUGAGUCUUUCCCCCACACUAUGGACCUCAACCUUGGGUAGAGCAGUCCUACACACCCCUGGAGAAACAUUCCACCCUCUCUCCUUUCCUCCCUCUUCCCCCUCCCCUCCCCUGUCUCUCCUUCUCUCCUCCUGUCCCUCUCCAUCCCUCUCUCCUCCAUCCCUCUCUCCUCUCUUGUCUCCCUCUUCCCCCUGUGUGUGAUGAUGGCUGAUGGUACAGAGUCUCUACAGGCCAGUGUAAACUCCUACUGGGCAGCUUCUCCCAUCCACGCCUCCGCUAUGUCUGACGAGGAGACCGAGGGACAGGACACUGAUGAGAUAGACAGGGCCCCUCUCCUGCCCAAGCAGCACCAUGCAGGACCCCCGGGGGCCACCGGGCGGCCCCUAGCCUCCCGCCACUGUCCAGAAGACUCCUACUGUAUGGUGUACAUGAUCUUCUUCCUGUUGGGCAUCGGCUCCCUGCUCCCCUGGAACUUCUUCAUUACAGCUAAACACUACUGGACCUACAAGCUGAGCAAUAAUACUGACGGGCACGGAGAGGAGCCGCGCUCAGACCUUAGUGAUUACUUUGAGAGCUAUCUGGCCAUCGCCUCUACAGUGCCUUCGGUCCUCUGUCUGGUCCUCAACUACCUACUAGUUAACAGGUUGUCCCCAGUGGUGCGUAUCCUGUCGUCUCUGCUCAUCAUCUUGGCUGUGUUCAUAGUGACCACGGUCAUGGUCAAGGUGGAUUCCUCUGGUUGUAGAGAGCAGUUCUUCUUUGGGACUUUAGCCAGUGUUGCUAUGGUCAGUGGGGCGUCCAACCUCUUCUCUGGCUCUGUGUUCGGGAUCAGUGGGCAUUUUCCCAUGAGGAUAUCACAGGCACUCAUAUCAGGCCAGGCUAUGGGUGGUACUAUCAGUGCAGUAGCCUCCAUAGUGGACUUGGCAGCAGCUAAAGAUGUGACUGACAGCGCUCUAGCUUACUUCCUGACGGCUGAUGUCUUCAUCCUUUUCUGUAUCCUCAUGUACCUGCUGCUGCCUAAGCUGGAUUACUCACGGCACUACAUGCUGGCAGCAGAGUACAACAAGUCAGGGUCUAUACCAGAGCCCCGCGGUGAGGCGGACGGCCCGGAGGGGACACCAGCGAGCACGGUCUCCUCCGUGUCCGUCCCUCCUCUAAAACCCAUCCUUCAGAAGACAUGGCUCCUGGGUCUCUGUGUCUUCUACGUCUUCUUCAUCUCUAUAAUGGUGUUCCCUGCCGUCUCCUCUGGCAUCCAGUCUGUUAACCAGAAGAGUGGCAGCCCCUGGACAACAACAUACUUCACCCCCAUCACCAGCUUCUUCCUCUACAACGUGGCUGACUUCUGUGGUCGCCAGGCCACGGCCUGGCUGCAGGUCCCAGGCCCCACCAGUAGAGUCCUCCCCGCCCUGGUCCUCUCCCGGACAGUCCUGGUGCCUCUCCUCAUGUUCUGCAACUACCAGCCCAGAGACCACCUUCACACAGUCCUCUUCAGCCACGACCUCUUCCCUGUCUUCUUCAUCUGUCUCCUGGGCAUCACCAACGGGUACCUGGGCACCUUGCCCAUGAUCUACGGACCCAAGGUGGUGCCACGGGACCUGGCAGAGCCCGCAGGCGUGGUCAUGAGCUUCUUCCUGACGUUGGGACUGGCUGUGGGAUCGGCCUUCUCUGUGUUGAUAGUACACUUCAUCUGAAGAGGAGGAGGAGACGGGAGGAGGAAGAGACGGGGGAGGAGGAGGAGACGGGGGGAGGAGGAGACAGGAGGAGGAGACAGGAGGAGAUGGGAGGAGGAGGAGACGGGAGGAGGAGGAGACGGGAGGAGGAGGAGACAGGAGGAAAAAGAUGGCAAAUCCAGACUGACUUCUCCAACGUACUUGGUCUCAAUGCAGAAUCCAACAUUUGUCCACAAACGUCAAAUUGCCAAGGUUAAGUUUAGGCAUUUACUCUGAAUGGUUAAAGUUUGGGAUUGAACUCAUGACCCUCGGUGCCGAAGCUCACGGCAUACGCCCAUCCGCCAUCCCAGUCCACAACGGCCUACUUGACGGUUGUUCCACAACGCCUUACACUCACCGUUGUUCCUACUGUUCCUAUUUUGAAGUCAUCUCCCGACGUCCUGCUUACCUUGGACGGACGUCGAAUUUCACAGUGGAUGUUGGGCGACCUGGCUGGACUUCUCUGCCCUCAUAGUCCACUGUAUCUGAGGAGGAGUAAGGCCUAGAUUCAAUCAGAUAAAGCGAUAGCCGACACCCACGUAAAUGUAUGGAUUUGUUUAAUGAUUUGACUAAAGGCAUUACACAGUUGGUUCAGUUCUCUCCAUGUAUUAUAACAAGUCAUCUACAUUUCCUGUUUUGAUAGUUUCGUAAUAAAUGGUUGUAGUAA